Molecule: messenger RNA, 726 nt
Organism: Drosophila rhopaloa
Lineage: Eukaryota; Metazoa; Arthropoda; Insecta; Diptera; Drosophilidae
Product: predicted GPI-anchored protein 58
Exons: 2
Coding region: 1-726 (241 amino acids)
Source: RefSeq, a predicted model, not a curated record
AUGAGCAGUGUGAUCACCCGAGCCGAAGCACGCAGGAGGAUGGCGGCCCAGCAGGGACCCAACCCGUUGCAAGGAUGGUCGGCAGCCCGGCCUACCCGAACCCCGUGGCGGUUCCUGAAACGGGCCCGCACCGUGGAGUCCUCGCCGGAGCCUGUCAUCAGCUCAGACAGCGAUGUCGAGGUAAUUGAUGACCCCAUCGCGGAGCAAAGGGAGUGGCGGCCCCGGAAGGCCACGAGGGCUGGCCGCAUCCCACCCGGGACGUCGGCUAUUGGGGGCCAAACCCCCGAGGCCCGAGACGUGGAGGUAACUCCGUCAAUUGGGCACAUCGAGGCGGUCAGCCGGGCCAUGGCGGAGAGUCAGGCGAGGCCUGGGGUCCGAGACCCGACGGAGCAGGAACGGGCCCGAGAAGAGGGCCAAGCUGCGCCGCCACCACAGGAGCCUAGGCCGGAAGAGAAGGACGAGGAAGAAGAGUGGGCCCCAUCUCCACCAAGAUGGUUGCCGGAGGUGCCGCUGACGCCCCGGUACGAACCGGAGUGGCAUCGCGGCGAGGACCCGGCGAGCGAGGGAGAAGCGCCGAGGGCUACGCCUCCAUGGCGGCCAGCACGGCCACCUACCCCGCGGUACCAUCAGCCCGAGGCCAAGCCGAAGACGCCGGGUCCUCGCCGCGAUGCCACUCCGGUUCGCACCGGGGCAUCAGUGGCACCUCCGGCCGCCAUGGAGGCGUAG